Messenger RNA from Chilo suppressalis (striped riceborer), 9852 nucleotides. The record is from the annotation of a GenBank genome assembly. Lineage: Eukaryota; Metazoa; Arthropoda; Insecta; Lepidoptera; Crambidae.
CGACGUGUACGAGCAGGCCGGUGAGGAGGGAGACGAGGCGCGCGCGCCCGCGCCCGGCGUGCGCUCCUUCCUCGCCGACCUGGAGCCCGGCAGCCUCGUGUGCGACGUCGGCUGCGGCAACGGGAAGUACCUGAGCGUGAAUCCGUCCGUGUUCUCGGUGGGUGGUGAUCGCUGCUCGCGGCUGGCGGCGCACGCGCGUCACCAUGACAAUGAGGUGGUGGUAUGCGACAACUUAUGCCUGCCGUUUCGGGACGAGUCGUUCGACGCGGUACUCUCCAUCGCCGUGGUGCACCACUUCGCGACAGUGGAGCGACGCGCCAUGGCACUCAGGGAGCUGGCGAGAGUCACCAGGAUCGGGGGCCGACUGCUUCUUACCGUGUGGGCGAUGGAACACGAAGGACGGAACUUCCACUCACAGGAUGUUCUUAUUCCUUGGCACCGACCAGCGACGUUGUGCCCGCCAACACCUGCGCCUCGAUUCUUAUCCGUCGAUAACGACCAAAACGUCGGACCCUGGAAGAACCGCGACGGCUCCCCUGGUUCUUCUUCGCUCUCAUCGCCCAACGAGACCUGCUACUCGUUCGUCCGUCGAGCGCUGCAGCGGCUAGCAGGGCGGCGCUCCUUCCUUCCUUCCUGGGGGCUCGCGCGAGUACCGCCCCGGCCUUGCGUACGCCCCGAACCCAUCGCCGCAGACCUGCCUAUAGAACUACGACGCCUGGACGAAGCCCUACCUCCCAGACUUAUCCCGCAAGCCUCCGAAACUUCAACUAUGAAGUCCCGCAGCCUCACCGACAUCGCUGACAUCGAAAGACGAACAUUAAUUCGCUCCCGUUCCAGCCUUCCAAGCUUAGGCGGCGAUGAUUUAGAAACACCACCCUCUAGACUACCAGUGACAGAACCCUCCGAACCCCGAAGGAAACCUCGCCUCGUCAAACAGAAGAAGUCCAUCAACGAAGACGACGCGGAGGACUUGGACAAACCUACGGACAUGAAGAGCAUGGUCGACGAAAUGCCCAAUUUCAAAAUUCACACGUACAGACUCGAGCCGAGAAAGCCCGGUGUUUUUAAACAGACUUCCCUCAAUGAGGAUUUAAUGUCCGCGGAGAGAUUGCGGGAGAAAGAGCGCCUGAGGAAGAAUAUACAGAAACAGGCGUCUUUAAACGAGGAUUACCUUUAUCGACAACCAGGCGCGUUGGACACAAUACGAGACUCCAUAUUUUCUACGUCCGCGACGACAGCAAAGAAGUUCCAGUCGCUCAAGAAUGGCCUCACUAGUAAGUUCAAGACGUCUACAACGAAUAUAGAUAAAGUAACCGUCUUCGUCCGAAUGCUCCAAGGGUGGAAGAGCCACGGGCCCGUGCCGGAAGUUCCUACGCCGAGUGACAAUAAUAACACGAAUGAUAAACCAUUACCGGAACGAAGACAUUCUCGAGAAGACGGUUCCGAUUCUUCGAAAGAUAGCAGUCUACAAAGUGACACCAGUGUCGAUUCAGAAGAUAGUUUCGCAUCUGUGAUAUAUGUUCCAAAAGCGGAUGGUUUCGAAGAUCCUCUGUCACCUACGCCUCUUUCUCCUGGUCCUACGUCACCCAGAUUAAAAGUUUCAUCAGUGCCUACCUCUCCAAGAAUGAAGAGCUCUCCAGGGUUGCCAUCGCCUAGAAUAAAACAAGCUUUUCCCCUUAUCCGACCGCCAGCAUCGCCAAUCACUGUUCAGACACCUACAACUGUAAACAAAAUUCUGGUGGCACAAUACAGUUUAAAAAAUUACUCUACAACGUCUAUCUGCACUGGCCCCAUGAAACCCCAGUCAAAGAGUCAACCUAAUUCACCUCCCAAAUCAGAAUCAGAUGAUAAUACAGUAAAACCGGAAAACCUUCCAAUUAUGAAUAAGAAUAUUUCAAUGGAAGUUUUUGAGGAAGUUGAUCCCAUACCACCUAUCAAAGAAGAAGAAGAAUCAUCUCCUACUUCGACAGAGGUAACGAAAGUACUUUUAGCUGAAAUAAAUAAAGAUAUAGAAGAAAUUCACAAGUUAACCGCUGAAACUAAUCAACUUAAGCCUCGUGUUGUACUACAAGAUUUAAAACCGUAUCCUAAAAUAACAUUACAGACUGUGGCGGAGUUGCCCGAAAUACCACAGUUUAAGCCUAAAGAAGCUAAUAAAACUCCUACUGUAGAUAGUCUAGACUCCAGGGUUGCUGAACGAAAGCGAAAAGAAAGAAUAAGACAAAUUAAAGAAAUGUUAAAUAAAGGUAUUCCUCCUGUGAACAUCAGUAGAAGGUCACCAUUUCCCAUUGUACGCUGCACUAGCAAAGCCGAACCUAUUGCUAAAAGUCGGCCGACAUUAAUGUCGUUAGAGCUCUUCAAUCCAGCUGUAGAUGACAAGGACUCUGAUUCAAGCGGUGUUUCAUCGCCUGAUUCAGUGGACAGCGUCAUCAGCGUCGUGCCUGAAGAAUUACGGAAAGCAGCGCAAAGAAAAGACCUACCGACGCCUCCAACAACAAUAAUAGAACCAAAGAAUGAAAAUAAAGAAACGCCGUCAUGUAAUAUACCACAAGCUCCACAAAGUUUAAUAGAAGCCGCAGCUGAAGUUGCACACACAUUAGACGAAACGUGCGAAGCAGUAAUCCAAUCAAGUCCUAGAUCAAAAAGGAAACAUUUAGAAAAAUUAGAAAGCGGAGAAGCAAUCGCUAUUAUUCAGGGAGCGUCAAGUAGCAGCAGUAGUAGUAAUUGGAGUCUGAACAAACUGUCACCUGGGGAUUUAAGAAUACUGGAAGAUAAAUCUAGGUCUCAAUCGCACACAAGUUCCAGCGGUAGUACGUCCAGUCUGGAACGACUUUCGCCAGGAAGAAGGUCGAAGGAUCGUUCACCGAAACAAGGCAGCACCAGUAACUCCACUUGGAGUCUAAACAGACUUUCCCCUAACAGGCCUGAAGGACGCUCGCUAGACGAGAACCUAAGCCGGAGCCACAGAAGUCCAACAAGAUUUCCUUACGAUUCAGUUUCAAUAUCCAGUACAGACUCAGAAAAAUCAAUUUCUAAAUCUGAAAGUUUCAACCGAAUACAAAAUGAACCACUCAUUACGUGUAAAUCUGACAUGAUAGCCAAGGAAGAAGAUUGGGUGCCUGAACAACAGGACCGUGGUCAACAUUUAACAGAAUUUGCCGAAAAGCUUAGUGAAAAAUUGUUACAAGAAAUAGAUCAAUAUUCAAAGCGAAUAAACGAGGAAGAUUUCGAUCUACCAAGCAGUAGUAGUAGUGAAAAAAGUAUUUCACUAAGGCUGAAACGAGAAGAGGAGGAUAGAAAUACACAAAAAAUAUUAGAUGAGCUCUCAGAUAGUUUACAACAUUUAGAAGAUCCUUAUAUCAACAAAAUGGGUAGUGACUUGCAGGGAUUGAAUAAACUAAGCACUGAAAUUCAGGACCGAAGUAAAUAUAUAGUAGGUACGAACGACGUCCAAGAGACUGAUAUCAACAAACUGUUUCCUAAAUGCGGCUCUAAAAUUAAAAGUAAAAAGAGGUCGAAGAACGUCGACCCCAUUAUUAAUAAGUAUAGAGAAUUGAAGAAAUCAAUGAAGGUAACGAGCGAGGAAGACAUAUAUUUAAAUAAUUGUGCCAAUAUACAAUACAACGUCAAACCUAUCACUACAGAAGAGAAGCUACCUGAAACUGAGACGAAAAACCCAGACGACGAUAGUGCCAUAUGUUCCAGUAACGGGAACCCGGAGAUAACAAUAGAUUCUGGGGCGUACGACACGAGCCAAUCUCUCGAGACCGGUUAUUCCUUAGAAUCGGAAAUCAGCGUCGACUCUUUAUGUACGAGCACAGAUAAGAGGUCUUCGUUGAAAGUGGGGCAAUCGACGGAUUCCAGCGACUUAGACAAGAUGGAGAUAAGCCCGGAGUCGAUAACGUCGCGGUCCAGCACGAGCACGGCGCCACUGAAGUCGGGCUUUUCGAUAGAGUCCAGCGACACGUCGGCGGGAAGUGACUGGAGCAGGCGAGACAAGACCGGCAGCACAGCGUCGCUGGGGUGCGCUAGCUUGGCUUCUCUUCCCUCGUGCAGCGAGUGUUCGAAAGAACGGAAGUUGAUUGAAACUCGGUCUUCUUCUGAGGACGCGGCAAAUGUUCCACCGCCAGUCCCGAGUCGAGCGCUUCCCCACGCUCCUCUCCUGCCUUCCCUCAGCGACGGGUCCGACAGCUUACCUUCAGAGGGCGGCGCCGUCACUUACCACAGAUACUACCACGUCUUCAAGCGAGGAGAACUGGACCAACUAAUCGAGAAGUACGUCGAGAGCCUCCACGUCGUCUCCUCCUACUACGACCAGGCAAGCUGGUGUGUUAUAGCGGAAAAAGUUCAAGUGUGGACCAUAUAGACUACGAUAUAUUAUUAGCCGAGGACUCAUGCCGCUAGUGGUAUCACGAACGAGAGAAUCGUACACGAAUGUGAACUCUUAACGAUCUUAUGACACAGUGAAAAUAAUGACGAUGGGAACUUUAGUGUAAUAAAUUAGUGCGGUGAACGUGUCCAAGUGACCUUUCUAACGAACUUCCUAGCGAGUGUUAUCUAUUUAUUUUCAUAAGAACGAACAAGCGAGCGACCCUAACGCAAUAUGCCAAAGGCGAUGCUUCUUUAUUUCAUUAAAUAAUAGUCUCUACACCAGUUUUCUAGUUGUUACCUCUAAUUACUUAUGGUGAUUCAAAAUUGCCCGCAGUGCAACAUUCGAGAAGUGAAAAAUAGUACACUGUAUCCAUAUAAUAAUAAUCAUAUAAGAUGAUAAAUAUGAAAAAAUCUUUUAUCUUACCCUGUUUUUUUAACUGGUUGGAUUAUAUAUAAUUGAAACUGCGUAAUUUGCACAAUGGGCGUUAGUAUUCUAUGCAAGAAUAGUACUUGCAUGAAAUGAAAACUAAGAGCUUUAAAUAGUGAAAAUUAAAUAUAGUAUAUUAUAUACCUACUUCAGUCGCUCAAUAUAAUACUUGUAAGCUAUUAAUAGCUUAUUCACUACUAUUCAUGUAUAUCUACGAUAAAACAUAAUAUACUUAAAUCUAUUAUACUUGUAAAAUUUAUACCAUUUUCCAAGAUCAAAAUUGUAUAAUCACCAUUUAACAUAAUAAUAUUGUAUAUAAUUUAACAAAAUAGAGAUGUUUAUUGUAAAGCAUUAUUGCUAUUCGAAGACAAUAAGAUUAUUAUUAAAUAUAAAAGAAAACUUUGGAAUAUAAUGAUAGAAAAAAACACAUUUAAUUUACGUUCUUAAUAAGUAAUUUUAUUUAUUUGAUUUUGGAGUGUGGUAUAAAGUUAUAUCGAAUUAUCAUAACAUUAUUUUUACUUAUUUAAUAAAAAAUAUGAGCUGGCCUCACUUUAUGACGGACUAUGUAUAUAAAUUAUGUACGGGUCCAUGUUUCGACUACUCAUAUUGCAGAGUUUAUGUAUAAUUCAUACUAAAUUCGGACCAUUUAGUGAGCGUAAAAAAAUUAAUCGUAGUUUGCAAAUGAGCGUUCCCUUGCCUACAUAAUAAUUAUAAUACUUGAUAGUACAAACACGUUCAUUAAUCAAUAUGUUCAAUACUCAAUGAGAUUACUCGAUACUUGUCAUUGUAUUCCUAUUUUUAAAGUUCAUUUAAACCUUUGCUUCUAAUUAUGAAAAAAUAUGAUAUAAAAAUUCGGUUUUGAUACACGUAAAUUAUCUUUUUUAUACAUAAAGAUAGUUACUUAGAAUUUUUGUAAAUUAUAAUAAAUGUGAUUCUUUGACAUAUAUAAAUUAAAUACAUUUUUCAUCUAAGAAAAACGAUGAUGACUAAUGUACAAAAAAAACGAAUUAUUAAAUUUGUUUAAAUUGACUUAUUUUGUUAAUGUUAAGUAAAUAGGUAAAUUAUUAUUAUUGGCAUUAACAAGAUCUCGGGAGGAACAUAAAAUCCGGUACAUCAGUAAUUGGAACGGCGAAGAAUUGCUUACGCGGUAGGUGAAAUUAUUAUGAUAUAAAAAAUAUGCGGUAUCGAAUUGUAAAUAAUCGCUAUACUUAAGUAACUUUAUGAAGCUAUUAGAUUAGACAUUAAUAAUUAUGUUAUCAAAAUCAGUGAGAUUAAUGUUAAUAUUACUAUAGUCAACAUGGAACUCACCGCAACUGUACAUUUGAUAUUUUCAAUCAACAGAAUCUCACCAAAGAUAUUAUGAAAAUAUCAAAUGUACAGAUUGUGCGUACGAAGUUCUUGCAUUGUCAUUAGAAUUAUACGCAGUUAGCAUUUAAUAUUAAAACUAACAUAGCCCAUAGGAGAAAAUAUAUCUACAAAUAAAAAAAAUGCAUAACCUGAAAUCAUUUUGUCAAUCUUUAUUCAUGUCAUACUGCCUAUUUUAUUGAUUUUGUAAUAUUCAAACAAAUAACGACGAACUAAAUCGAACUUGCAACGUUUCUACAUUGGUUUAAUUUUUUUUAUAUUAAAAUUAACAAUAAUAUAUACAUUAAUUCAAAUACUUACUUUAUCAAUUAUUUAUUUAUAUAGAUGGAGACAUUAUACUAACCAUCUCUACAUCUACCUAUAGUUAUUUAAUUAGAAAUGAUAAAAGCUUUAAUUUUAUUUAGGAAAAUCCUUUUUUAUGUUAUAGAAUUUAUAGAAAAUUACCUUAAAAGGUUACCGUAAAAAUCUUUAUGACAUUAUGAAUGAGAUGGAUAAUCUAUGGAGCAUAGAUAAAAGAAAGUUAUUUUAUUUGUGGUUAAUUAUUUAUUCAAUUCCAAUAGAUUUAUCACAUUAAUUAUGUAUAUUUCGUAAGCAUAACAUAAAAUUGAUUUCAUUAAAUUUUUUGUGAUUUUCGAAGCAUAUCAAUAAAGCGCAUUUACGCAUGACGUAGUCAUGAAAAUAUUUUGUUAUAUUUGGAUGAUACAAAUUUAAUACCUAUUAACUUAUUUUAUUUUUUAUGAUAAAAGUGAAUUUUAAAUAUUUUUCAUACCACUUUAAUGCAACAAUAACAUUUUUUUAAAUUAUUAUGAUUUUUUAAUUACAUAAACAAUACUUUGAAGUGACGAGGUGAAAAAAAUAUUUAUAUUAAUUAAUAGAUAACAAAACUAAAAUGCUAGCUUUUUGUAAAGUGAUGGUUUAAAAUACUUUUAUGGAAUAAAAGAUUAAUUAAAUUAUUCAAACUGAAUAAAUAAAAUCCUGGUUUUCUUAAACAAAAUUAUGCAAGAUUAUGUUAUAAUCUUCAUAUUCUAUCAAAAUACCUAAAUGGCUUAAAUUCAUACCUAAUUUUGCUUAAUCUAAGUUAAAGGAGAUAAAACUUUAUUUGAAAUAACACAACCCCAAAAAUAUAUUAAUUUUGUAAUAAACUUGAGUUGAGACUUAAUAUAACAAUCGGUAAUCUGAGGUUACAUAAUUUUAUUUUCUUAAAUCAAAACCGUAUUCUAUCAUUUAUUUUAGCAAUUUAAAGUUCCAAAUAAUAAAAUCUAGUCACUUUUGUAUUGUUCAGAGCAAAACUGUAUCGAAUCGUAAUUAAAUUCGUACAUAAAUAAAGAUAAACAGUAACAUAACCGCUUUAAUACAAAACGUUAACUAAAAUUAAACAACUCCCGAACUUUGAAUGUUCUUUGAGCUAAGUGAUAUUACUUUAGAAAAAAAGCCGUCUGAUAUUUUAAUCCUAUUGUUUAUGGUAAUUAGUAGCAACUUAAUAAAAUAAUAACGAAAAAUCAACAAGAGAUAUAUUUCACCACAGCAAAAUGAAACAUAAUCUUCAAAGAUUAUUUAAUCAAUUCUUUAAACAUUUAAAAAAAUGCGGUAUUCUUUUAUUUUAUUUUAGAAAUCAAAUUCUUUGUAAUUCAAGACGCAUAUUAUAUUGAUUGUGUAUUAUUUCAAAACUAGAGUAAACAAUAGCGCUACAGUAUACCACAAAAUGCUAAGCUUUCUUAAGCGAUUUUUAACUUUAAAACCAUAAACUUAAAAGUUUUAAUUAAUACAAUUUAAACCUGGGAUAGGUUACUGUUCGUUACAGCCCUUAUAGUGUUUUUAUUAGUCUAAAUUCGUAAUCUUGAAACAAUAACAAAAUAUACUCGCGGUUACUGAAAUAAGCAGACAUUUGGCCGGUUAAAAAAGUUGUUGGCGAUUUUAUACCUAUAAUCCUCUACCGGUUGAGAGAUCUCAAUCAUUCACUGAGAGGUCUACAAAUGCUUCGGUUUCCAAGCCUAACUUUUAUUAUUGAUCAAACAAUGGUACAAUAAUUUAUAAACUUAUAUCAACAGGGAUGAUGACGGGAUAUUGUAAACGAAAUUGAUGGGAUAUUGUUUAAAAUCAAAAAAUAAUGGACACAUACUUCAUUUUGUUAAAGUUGAAGCGUGUCAACAGUCUGAAAGUGAGGGCUCCUGACGUAACUUCUAAAUAAAAAUUGUACCGAGGCCUGACCACAGAUUACUUAAUAAAUACUAUAAGUCGCGACACGAAACUCUAGCGCUGACCGUUAUUGCGCAGAAGUAAAAAUUAAGAUGAGAUGGGGAAACGAGGUGCGCGGGCUGGCGUGCGUUGCGCCGAUUGUCUCUCCAGUCGUACCCAUGCGCAGCUAUCCCCUCCGCGGUUUGUUCAGCGCUAGAGUUACAUGCCGCGACCUGUACGUUACAGAUAAAUCACUCCCUACAAAAAAAAUCAUAUACCUACAGCGAUAAUAGCUUACUUCAUCCCGUCGCGACGCGUCGGCGACCGCUGCUUGCUAGAUUAUGCCUAAUACGCUCUACUAUAAAGUUGUUACCGAUUCGCAGCCGCCCGGCUUUGCUGCAAUCGUAGGUGAUGCCAGGGCUGCUGGCACCAUAAAAAUAAUUUUUACACACAAUAAUUUGUACCUUAAUGGCUUGUUUAAGAUUAGCAAUGUAAAUUAAAAUGAAUGAUAAACUUUAAAACUAUGAUCUAAUGUUACCUAGAAGUUACAAAUCUUCAUCAUCAUCAGUCCAUAAUAUCCUACUGCUGGAAUAUAGAUUUUCCUUAGUAUGAAGGAGUCAAGGGCAUAGUCCACCACGCUGCCUAGCCUAAUGCGGACUUUUAUUAUUUACAGUAUUUAAUUAUAACCAAAGCAGAUUAUAACAACUACAGAAUACGAAUAAUUCCAGGUUUUACGCAACGAUAUUUAAUACCCUCGAUACAACAACACGAACAAAAUCGUGGCCGAAACCUGACCAAAAGGUACGUUGGGCAUAAAAAAUAUAUGGCAUUAGUUAAACAUUGAAAGUCACCUUUAAUCCAUACUGAAUAAGGUCUUAAUUUUCGGUAGGUAAUUAACGCGCGCAAUUACAUGGAGUGACGGAAGCCUGACGUGAAGUCAUACAUCAUUUCAUAUCAAUAUAAUAUAUCUUUGUAGUCUUUUGGUUAUGCAAAAAAAUAAAAAUUCGAAUAAUAAUACUUGCACUGGCUCAUUAAUUAAUCGGAAUUCAACAAAUUGAUUUUAAACUUUGUGAGUUUGAUAUUAAGUUAAAAAUCGUUUAAGAAAAAUAUGGCACUAUAGUAAUUGAUGUAUGUUUAUUUAUAAAGCAGUCACUUCUUAUUGAAAUUCACUGUAUGUUCCUUAAUAUUUUCUUUGUUUUGGGGUUAGAUCGAAACUAAGGCUUAAGUUGAUAUGUACCUUUUGCUACGAAUCACUCAUGUUCGUUCCCUUUACCACUUAACACUUACAGACAUGGUGUAAUGUUUAAUGUUAUAAGGAGAAAUACAGUAAUAUUGUAAGCUUAUGUCGUACUGUAUGUAUACAUUAUACCUAGGAGACAAACUUCACAAUAAAAUGAAGACUUCAAUAAUGACCGCUUUUUAUUUUAGCUGCCAUUGAUAAAAACCUUACAUUGCGUCAUCCAAAACUACAGUACCCUCUAGGACGAACCAUUAUCGAAUUCGAAUAGUUUGAG